CAGGUCCGCCACGCGACCGAGGUGACCAGGCCCAAGCGCCCCUACACCUGGACCCAGAUCGUCCAGCUCUCGGACGGCUCGACCUACACGACCCGCUCGACCUCCCCGCUCCCCGUCUACCGCUCCACCAAGGACACGCGCAACCACCUGACCUGGCAGCCCAGCGAGGUCAGCCUGCAGAACGUCGAGGUCGACGAGGCCGGCAGGCUCGCCAGCUUCAGGCAGCGCUUCGGCACCGGGUAUGAG
Molecule: messenger RNA, 246 nt
Organism: Cryphonectria parasitica EP155
Lineage: Eukaryota; Fungi; Ascomycota; Sordariomycetes; Diaporthales; Cryphonectriaceae
Exons: 1
Biological process (GO): mitochondrial translation
Cellular component (GO): mitochondrial large ribosomal subunit
Molecular function (GO): structural constituent of ribosome
Source: RefSeq, a predicted model, not a curated record